UGUAAGACAUGCAUUUGUGAUUGCCCUUCUCUGUAUUUGCAGGUCUCAUUCCAACAUGGGAUCUCUCGAAGCUAAGCUUUCUCUUGUCCUUCUAUGGCGACCUCUCUUCCUCUUCUUAUUGGUAAUGUCACGGCUUCUCUCUUCUUCUCACGGUGACGUAGGAACUGCUGCUCAAUAUAGCCCCUCGUAUUUAACAGCGGCAAGGCCUACUGCUGGGGAUGAGAUUGGCAAGACCACUUUAGGUUCCAGCAAGGCGACCUCUAUAGAGGGCAAAGGUGGAGAAUCGACUUCACAUCCAACAGCCAGGCCUACUGCUGGGGAUGAGAUUGGCAAGACCACUUUAGUUUCCAACAAGGCGGCCUCUAUUGAGAGCAAAGGCGAAGAAUGGACUUCACAUCCAAAUCCAUGUACGACACUUCCUAUCUUCGAUCCUAACCAUUGCCACUGAAUUAGCAAAAGAAGAAAAAAGUUGAAGAAGAAGAAGAACAAGAAGAAGAAGAAUAGAAAAUUCGCGAAGAAUUUGUUGUCUAACAAAAAGAGAAAGCUAAUGACUUAAUUAGUGAUUUCCCUCUUCCUUAAAAGUUUAAUAUAAUUUAUAUAAAAAAUUAUGUUAAAAUUUAUAUGUGUUAUGGAUAAUUAUGGUAUCACAAGGAUAAAAAGAAAAGAGAUGAAGAAAGAUGUUUUCUAGUUA
Molecule: messenger RNA, 691 nt
Organism: Hevea brasiliensis (rubber tree)
Lineage: Eukaryota; Viridiplantae; Streptophyta; Magnoliopsida; Malpighiales; Euphorbiaceae
Exons: 4
Coding region: 56-448 (130 amino acids)
Source: RefSeq, a predicted model, not a curated record